AUGGCCGGUUUCGCUGGAAACAAGGGCACUUUUCUUGUUGGCCCCAUGUGGUCUGUACCGAUUGCUACGCCAAGUAAAUGUGGCGUGGCGAUGCUGUGGCAAAACGUCGACGAUGUGUUAGACUAUGUGUUUCUAGCUGUCUUGACGGCCGCCUGUAUUGUCCAUAAUGGUUUACGAUUAAGUCCAUGUCGGAUGGAGAUUAAGAGGAAGGAUUCACAUGAAUAG
Gaeumannomyces tritici R3-111a-1 is the source of this 225-nucleotide messenger RNA. RefSeq lists its product as hypothetical. The record is from RefSeq and is a predicted model, not a curated record. Lineage: Eukaryota; Fungi; Ascomycota; Sordariomycetes; Magnaporthales; Magnaporthaceae. The coding region runs from base 1 to 225 and encodes 74 amino acids. The transcript has a single exon.